Molecule: messenger RNA, 6207 nt
Organism: Klebsormidium nitens
Lineage: Eukaryota; Viridiplantae; Streptophyta; Klebsormidiophyceae; Klebsormidiales; Klebsormidiaceae
Source: the annotation of a GenBank genome assembly
AUGGAGCAUCCGGAGUGGGCGAACAGGAAGGACACAUUGCACGUCUCCCACCCCAUAGAAGGCUACGAGCGGCGGAAAAUCCAGGGCGAAUCGUGGGCGGAUGUCGCGGUUCGAUUGAGCGAAUUACUGACUUCAAACCGAUUCCACAGAGUACAACACGACCGUCUGGCGGAACGCGACCGUCAGCACUUUUGGGAUCAACUCAAGGCCGUAGCGCUCCGCCUGUUCGACGCGAGUAGCAAAGAGCGGAAGGACCACAACGAGCUCCGGGACAAACUCGAGAAAACACGUCUCGAUCUGGAGCGAGUCCGAGCGGAACUGGAACGGGCAAAGGCGGAGUCGCUACGGGGCGAGGCAGGGCAAGCGAAAGACACUGGCAAGGGCACGGCGAGUGCGGCCGGUGUGGUCGGCCAGGAGGCCCUUCAGAAGUGCCUCGCAGAUAAGGAAGACGUAGAGAAGUCGAGAGACGGGUGGAUGCGAGCACACAGAUCCCUCAAGAAGGACCACGAUGCUACCGUGGCGAAACUGUCGACACUGCAGCAGCAAUACUCUCAGGAUAUUCCCACCCAGCAGAAGAAACUGCACGACGAGUACGACGAGGCGGUUGAAACCUUAAAACGACAGUUCGCCGAAGAAGUAGAGAAAACAUGCGCAAAGGAACGAGCAGAACUCGCAGAGUGCCAUCGCGCGUACGCAGCAGGAUCGGCGGAAGCGGCCGCCUCUCUCGCUUUCUGCAAACAAGCAGGACGAGAAUCGGAGGCGAGGCUCGUAGCGUCGCGAGACGAAUCUGCCGCCAACAAAGUGGCUCUGGAGAGUUGCGCGCGAUCUAAAUCUGAGCUGGAGAAGCAGCUCGCUCAGCUACGAACGCGGCACGCCGAGGAGAUCGAGAGCCUCGAGAAAGGGGAAAAGGCGAUGCGGCAGCUACGAGAACAGCAGGCUCGAGAGAUAGCGCGUCUGAAAAGAGAGCACGAAGAGAGUUUCGUGCGGACGACGAAAAACCUCAAGGAUACGUACUCUCAAGCGGCGGGCUACGACAAAACGCAGCUCGCGGAAUGCCUCUCGGCGAGAUCCGACCUCGGCAAAGUCGUCUCGGCACUCAAGGCGAUGUACAAACACCCCGAAGGUGCGUUGGCCGCAUUACAGGAAUCCCGUUCGAACCCCGGGUCGAUGGUGAGACGGGCGAUCGAAGAAGCGGAGAGAGUCCAGAUCCCGGACUUCAGCAUGACCGAACUGGUCGCAUCCCUCGAAAUCGUGCCGAACAUCCGAGAGAUGGUUCGAUGCUGGGACGACGUCAUGCGCGUAGCCAACCUUCUCGUGGAAACACCCGUCGGGAAUCGUAGCCCAGGAAGUCGCGCAGGAUACAUGGACGAGAAGAUGCACGAACUCCGGGACUCCGACAUCGACCAACUCUUCGAACCCGUCCGGCAGUUGAUGCUCUCGACGAAAGCCAUCGUCGACUUGUAUCGGCAGUUUUGGAAUAUCAUCACCGUCUCCAAGGAACCCGCCGAACUGAAGAAGUUCGUGACGGAGUGGCUAGACGAAGGAGGAAAGGACCAGCUCACGGACGAGGACGCCGAAUGGCUCAGAGACUUGGUGAACACACCGGACCCCCUGUGCGACCCGAUCCGGAUCAUCGCCGACGGACUACUCGAGACACCGCGGCCCAUGACGAUGGACGCUACGAGAUCCAUCAUGGCGACGAUCAGACGGCAGCGAGAGGGGCUCGUCGGGCCGGAGGGGGAGAUGGAGGCGAACGGGGCCGCACCGCAGGACGAAAACAGAAGAGCUCUAAGACUCUACGAGUUUCUCGAUGACUUGUGCGGUGCUUUCGGUGUCAUGACCGAACUCACGGAGCCGAAGCCCGAUCUGAUUUCGGCGAGUGCGAACGUCCAGAGUAUGUCCGGUGGAGCUAUUCGAGAGCGGGCAUGGAUGGUGAUACGUCGAACGAAGAUGCUGCGGGCUUUCGCUGACCUGAGAUACGACAGCCCGAUGGAUUCCGAUCCCGGCUCCCUGCGACGUAUCCACGACGAGAGUCGCCUCUUACUGGCCUAUGAUGCGGAUGAUCUUGACGUGCGACACUCCGCCACACCGGACUGGCCGGAGUACGGAAAGUUCGAUGAAUUCCUUGGGGGAGUCACGGAUGCUUCUGGAGAAGCACCCGACUUGUAUGCGAACAGCAUAUUAGACGUUCUACGCGACUCUGGAAGAGCGGACAGGGGGAGAGUGACAGCGACGUUCGGAGAGGGGGCGGCGCGGACGUUCGAAGGGGUGGUUUAUCGAUCCUCUCUGCCCAGGGACUUUGCGAAAGCCGUCGUAGACCAACCAGCCAGGUUCCUGGAACUCGCAGCGGAGGCUCUGAAAGAAACCGAAAAUAUGAUGAGACCGCCUAAGGUCAAUCGGACCGCUGACGACGACACCACGUUCCGGAACCUGGCGGUGGACCUCGCACGCAAUGACCCACUCUAUUUCGAGCGAUGUCGGAAACUCGCGCAAGUCCUCGAGACCGCCAAGGAAAUACGCACGACUCCUCGCGCCGACCUCUCGGGCGAUUAUGUAGGGAUCUUUGCCGAACAGACGUCUGCGGCACAGAAUCCGAUGACCGGGAAGGACGUCGACUUUCUGUUCGACCUGAUCCGAUCCCAAUUGUCCAGACUGGAAAAAGAGAGAACGAGCGCGGCGAACGGACGUGCGGAUAUUCAAACUCUCGAAAAGGCAUUCAAGUUCUAUGCACUCCUGAAUGACCUCUUCUGUGCUACAAAGGCCGUCCGUGCUCUUGGGGAAAUGAACGUCGACUUUGAUGGAGUGAAUCAUCACAUCGAGAGUAUGACGAGUGGGUCCUUUGCAAGAGAGAUCAUAACGCUCCUCUCGCAUCGCAUGACGCCCCUCUUUGCCCUGGUCGAACUCGAGAAACGACCACCCAACGCCGACGAAGCCGAUCGAGGGGCCUUAUAUCGGAUCUCGGCAGAAGGUGAAUUCUUACUCCAGCACAGCAACCCACGAACGAAGUUCCCUCUCGUCACGCCCCCGCCGCGAUGGCCGGAAGCGGAGUCCUUCGCCGAGUUUCUGACGGCAGUGAAAACAGCCUGCGACGAUGCUCUCUUACUCUACGAAGAUAGCUUCCAAUACGUCACCACACGCGACUCCCGAUUCCUGAGAACCGACGACGUUUCCCGAGUAUUCGGGCGGGAGCAGGCCGGCGAGUUCGCCAGGUUCAGCGGACUGUACAUGAACUCGCGGACUUUCGUCAGGUCCAUCGCCGAUUCGACUUCCAUCGAGUUCUUGCAGGACGCGUCAAAGGCAUUGCGCGAGUCACGGAACGUCGAAAGCAUGACGUUGGACGGAGAAUCCGAGAUCAUGACGGCACUUCGAGGAUUGGCGGAGGAGCUCGUCACCCGGGAUCCGGAGCACCUCGCCGGACUUAGAAAACUGGUCGACUCUCAGAAGACGAGGGUCGCGCUACAGCUGUACGUCAGGUCCUUGGGUGAGGCCGAUUCGCUGUGCUCGCUCUUCGCCCCCGACGCACCCGUCAGAGCAGAAUGGGAUCUCUUGAACGAGUUUGCGCUAGAAACGGCGCCUGCGGUACGGCGCCUCGAGACUUCGAUCAGAGGAAUCUGCGAAACCAAGGACGUCGUCAUGGAUCCGAUCCCCGACAUGUCCACAUUGAACAUCAUAUUUGACACGUCCGGCGCGCCAAAUGGGAACGCGUGCAACGCCAUCAUCGCGGACCCUCCGGACUACCUCCAAGACUUCGCGGUCCGUCUGAAGGCUUUCGGGAUCUGGAUGGACGCCAUUCGAAAGAACAUCAGCGAGUCCGGCAUCCGUCUCGGAUGCAGUCAGCUGGAUUCGACGUCAGACGUAGGAAGCGCCGCGUCUGCCCUAUCCAAAUGCACGACGAGCAUCACGGACGCAUUCGGAACGAUCGGGGCACCCGGCCUCGAGGAGGCGUUCACACAGUGCCAGGCACUCGUGAGACGACUUUGCUGGGGCGCUCCGGAACAAACCUUGCAAAGAGCCACAGAACGAGUCACGCACCUUUAUGACGCGACCGGGUCGACUCGUAUCGAAUCCAUCACGCUGGAGUUUGGCGAACUCAAGGAAGACAUGCGCCUGCUGCUCUUGGCUGCGGCAAACUACGGCUACGACGUCAAGCAGUGCGCCGGGAACACGCGUCCGGGGAUCUGCGCGGCCCGCAUCUUGAUCGAAAAGAGCGCAAGAUGGAAAGCUUUCAAGGAGAUGGCGAACGCUCUCAACAAGACAUUCACCGCAGUCGGCACGUACUCGGCAGAGGGUAUCGGUGCCCUCACGCAAUUAGCGAAAGAGACUUCGGCCAGCAUACCUCCCUUCGGAGAAGCAUGCACGGGUCUAGUACGCCGGAUAGAGCUCAACCGCGACCUGGUGCGCGCCGAUGAUGAGAACCUCAUUCGGCUCCGCGACGAGCUAUACGAGCCCCCCGAAGGCUGGAAGGACGAGAAGCUCGUCGACCGGACGCACAUCGACCUUCUGAUCUCCGCAGCCGACCGCGCCAAGAAUGCGUGCCGGAGACGUCUCCCACCCGGGCAAACGGGCGGGGUCCUCCAACUCGUGCUCGAACUUCCGGACGGCGUCUCCGGACCGGGCGACACACAGAGCUGUCCCGAACUGCCCACGAAAAACAAGGUGGCAGAUGUGAGCGAGCUGCUGGCCGAUCACAAAGACGAGAAAGCCGUGCUCGACGCCAUGAUUCACUACGCAAACGCGGCAUCGACGCCCGCACGCGUGGUGACGACCACCGUGAGAGGGAGAUCGGGGGCAGAAGCGUUGCAGAGAAUCCUCGCAACGAUCGACCUCACCGCAAGAAACAUCGAAAGCGCUUCAUCGACGUUGUUCGCACACGAGACGCAGCCCGACCCUGCCCGACCGGAACCGAAGAUCGUAGAACUCAGUCGAGACUCUCGAGCCAUCCAUGCCGACGCGAUGGGUCUGAGUGAGAAGGUGCACGAUGCACUACACAUCCCUAAAAUCCCGCCGAAGCCGGUCGAAACCCUCGUGGCGCAGCUCCUGCGAGAAAGAAAGACCCUACCCGACUGUCAGAAGGAAAGAGAGGAGUUGCAAGUAAAAAUCGAGGUCGCCGAAGAUGAUUCGAAAAGACGAGAAGCAUCAUUAGCGGAAAAAGAGACUCUACUAAGAAAACAGACGAACGACCUACGGGCUUCAGAGAGUAGGAUCCACGCACUCGAGAGGGAAGUGCGGGCGUGUCGCGAAGACGAUUCGAAAGAGCGGAUUCCAGACCUUACCGCCGAACUCGAAAGAUGCCGCCGAGAUCGAGAAACUGUAAAGGCAUCCGCCCAAAGAAACCUCGAGAGCAUGCGUUCGGAUCUCCGUAACGCACAGGAUGAGACGGCAAGAGAGAGACUCGUGUUGUCGCAGAGAGUAAAAGAGAUAGCAACCCUCCUCCGAGACUCGACCUCAGAACGAAAGAUGGCCGAAGCGUCGCAAAACGACCUCCGAGCACGGCUGAAGGCAUGCGAGGAGGACGCCAGUUCUCAGCAUGAUCCAGGGGUCAUCGAAUCCCUGAGACAUGAGCUUCAUAAUCGCGAGACAGAGAUCGAGGACCUGAAGAAAACCCACGAUACUCUCACCGAAACGCUGGCGAAGACGCAGGCAGAAAAAGAGGAUUUCGAACGGAGACAUGCGGAGUCGGCGGCUCAACAGGGGGCUCUGGCCUCCGCACUGCAGCGCGUCGAUGCAUUGAGCCGGCGAGAGAGAGAAGGGAGAGAAGAGCUGCUCCGCAAGGUCCUCCAGGCCGUCAAGGGAGGCGCCGAAGCAAAACUGGCUAAAAAGCACCUGGACAAGCACAUGAGGACGAAGGCCCGCCAAGGGGCCGUCUACCGAACUCGAGGGGACCUGGACGCCGCGGUCGGGCGCUACGUGCGGGACCAAGGGGGUUCUCACGUCACCGUCUUCGGCCCCGACACCCUCGAAGACGAGCUGCGAGGGCUCCCGGUGUUCCUGGUCUGUCCCAGCAACAACGUCCCUCCUCCGGACUGGAAGGACCGCAAGGUGCUCUUCGUGAGCAAAGAGGGACUCAUAUCCAAUGCACUGAAGGCGCUGAGAGAGGAGCGCGGCCGAACGGAAGUCGACUUCCUCCUGACGGAAGACGAUCUACGAAAGCUGCCGGAGGGGGGUCUUCGGACCCUGCGAGACAUCGCCGCAAGAUCUCGGAAAUGA